AUGAGAUUCAUCCGGAAAUCCCGUGGGACGGGACUUCCGCCAGACCACCAGUUGUACGUCAAAAUUAAUGCCAACAGGGCUGCCGAUUUGGUGCCUGGCGUGGGUCACAGCAAAGAUGACACCGUUGCCGCCAUGGGGCCAUCAUCGUCUCGCAAGGCAAUCAACCCGUGCUUGGUAGCCCUGAUCAACACUGCCAAGAAGAGGACUGCCCGCAAGCUCAACACCAACCAGCCCAGUUGGAACGCUGAGAUCUCGCUUCCGUUGAACCACGGCGACUACUCCCAGACGUUGGUGUUGACGGUGUGGGACAAGCACAAGCGCUACAAGAACUACUUGGGUGAGCUUCGGGUGUGUUUGGGCGAGUUGUUCUACUCUGACGGCAAGUUCCACAGCACCACCGACUUGAAGUGGCACAAGCUCUACUCCAACAAGCAGCAGCACAGCUUCGUCACCGGCUCGCUAUUGGCGUCGUUUGAGUUGGUGGUCAAGAAAAUUAGGGCCAAGAAGUGGCGGAAGAGGGACAGGCUCAGACUAAAGGGCCCUGAAAAGCUCUGUACAAACGACAAGAACGAGCUGAAGCCCACGACGACCCCUGGCAUCGUGGUGGUCCCGCCCAGCCGCAGUGGCACGGCUGAAUUGAGCUCCCAGCUCAAUUCGAUGGAUAUUGCCGAUAUCACAGCAGUCGCCGUGGAAGCCCCAGAGUCCACCAAGAAAGUCAUUUUUGACAAGUGGCUUCGUUCUGUCAUAUACUCAAGCCCUGGUCCAGGCACAACUCCCGAUGACCAGGGAUUUUAUUCCGAUACCAACGAAGUUGCAGCUACCGCAGAUGUCUCGGAUAUCGAAUCUAUUGUGACCUCCAAGAGCGAACUGGCGCCUUCAGAGCAGCCUGAACCUGCCAAAGCUUCUCCCGAGAACAGCAAGUGGUUGGGUGUUUCUUUGGACGUGGCAGACGCAAGCUCAAUGUCAGAUGCCUCCAUGUUGUCGUCAGACGGUCCAACAGACUCCGCCGAUACCUCGAAGCCAAAGCUGAGGAAGAAGUUGACAUUGCUCAAGAAAUUAAAAAGGCAGCAGUCGGGAAAGUUCGAACUCAGUAACAGAAAGGUGUUAGGAGUAUUAUUCAUUGAAAUUAUUUCAUGCUCCGACUUGCCUCCUAUACGAAACCUCACGAGGACUUCUUUCGACAUGGACCCUUUUGUGGUUGUGACUUUUGGACGGAAAACCUUCAGGACUAGCUGGAAACGCCAUAAUCUCAAUCCCAUCUUCAACGAGAGAUUGGCUUUUGAAAUAUUAUCCCACGAGGCCAAUUUUAACAUUCAAUUCAAUGUUCUCGACAAGGAUCAUCUUUCCUAUCACGAUAAAGUGGCAGAUAUCACCUUACCAAUGAAUGACUUACUUGACAUGGUAGACGCUACCAGAGAGACUCCAGCUUCAUUCAUGCCAUUGGGGGGCGAAUCGGAUACUGAAAUGACCGAGGGACCAGAUGAGACAAGUGACUCACAGAAUUCAAGUAUUCAGAUUCUCGAGGGCGACAACAUGGUUCAACAUGUCAAGAAGAAGAAGUUUAUGAACCGUAAAAAGAUCACAUAUGCAUAUGCCGAUACUUCCAAGUUCAAAACCAUGAACUUAGCGUUGAAGCUAGAGAAUGAAAAGUUACAAGGUAAAUAUAACCCACAGUUAAAGGUUAGGGUGCGUUUCGAAACUUAUGAGGAAUUGAGGCGCAAAUUUUGGGGGCGUUUACUUGAGCAGUUCAGUCUCAAUGAUUCAGAAUCGUACGAUUAUUUUGAGUUGAUGUCUUUGUUGGAUACACUUGGCUGUGUCAACAGUGAUGAAUUAGUAGCUUCGUUCUAUGAAUCGUACCAGAAGUCCCCCUGGGGAGGUGAUUUGUUAACUCAUGAUCAAAUUAUUGACAGUUUGGAGUCACAUAUUGCGGAGGAAAAUGCUAUCAAUCUGAGUUCUAAAAUUUUCGAGAUUGAAAGGUGCCCAAUUUGUCUUCAAAAACGUUUCUCAAAGAAGCAAGAUCUUGACAUUGUAACUCACUUCGCAAUCUGUGCAUCCAAAGACUGGAGUAUUGUCAAUAAGCUCUUAGUUUCGUCAUACGUUACUCCCCAAAUUGCUACGAAAAAAUGGAUCAGUAAGUUUUUGAUCAAGUUGACUUAUGGUACCUACAAAUUGGGUGGUAACUCUGCUAAUAUCUUAGUUCAGGAUAGAACUACUGGUAUCAUCAUGGAAGAAAAGAUGGGCAUUUAUAUUAGACUUGGAAUUCGCUUAUUGUACAAUGGGUUGGACAAAGCAAAGUCAAGAAGAAUCAGAACAAUUUUGAAGAAGAUGAGUUUGAAGCAAGGCAUCAAAUUUGAUAGUCCAAGUUCGAGAAAUGACAUCGAGUCGUUUGUAAAGUUCCACAAAUUGGACAUGAGCGACUUCAAACAAGAGGAUAUCACCAAGUAUGCGACUUUCAAUGAGUUCUUCUACAGAGAAUUGAAGCAAGGAGCUAGACCGCUAGAGGGUAAAAAAGAGUACUACUCUAAAAUCAUGACCUCUCCAGCUGAUUCUCGUUGUGUAGCCUUCAGCAACAUUGACGAUGCCACUGAAUUCUGGAUCAAGGGUAAAAACUUUACCAUUGCGAAGUUAUUCAAUGGUAAUUUCAAUAAUCUCGAAAAUACAGACCUAUUCAAGCUGUCAACUUGCUCGUUGGGUAUUUUCAGAUUAGCACCUCAAGAUUACCACAGGUUUCAUUCUCCAAUAGAUGGAAAGAUUGGGAAGAUAAAAUACAUUGAUGGUGAGUACUACACAGUAAAUCCCAUGGCUAUUAGAUCCGACUUGGAUGUGUUUGGAGAGAACGUUCGGGCAAUCAUCCCAAUUGAGACAGAAGAAUUUGGUACUGUGAUCAUGAUACCUGUGGGAGCGAUGAUGGUUGGUUCGAUUGUGCUUACGAAGGAAGAAAAUCAACACGUCAAAAAGGGCGAAGAGAUGGGAUAUUUCAAGUUUGGAGGAAGCACCAUCAUCGUAUUGGUGGAAUCCAAGAAUUUCCGGUUCGAUUCUGAUUUGCUCAACAAUUCCUUGACUUCUGUGGAGACGCUUGUGAGAGUGGGACAGAGUGUAGGACACUCCAACGAUAUACCAGAAGUCACCAGAGAUAAGAUUGAUUUCGACAAGCAAUCCAACGACUUCAAGGUCAAUUUGAUUAGAGUGUUGACCGGAGGAGAUCUAAGCGAUAAGCACGAAUUGAGCAACUGGGAAAGUUCCAAUUUGAAGAUCACUGGCGGCGACCUUGAGCAGAUAGCGAAUGAGGACGAGGAACUAGGGGAGUUCGAUAGCUAUGACGAGGAAGACGAAAUUGACGAAGAAGAGGAGGAGGAGCAAGAAGCCAAACCUAACGGAAUUUAA
This is a messenger RNA of Suhomyces tanzawaensis NRRL Y-17324, 3384 nucleotides long. It is a transcript of the gene PSD2, whose product is annotated as phosphatidylserine decarboxylase 2. Lineage: Eukaryota; Fungi; Ascomycota; Pichiomycetes; Serinales; Debaryomycetaceae. The transcript is spliced from 3 exons. Gene Ontology annotation, molecular function: phosphatidylserine decarboxylase activity. The coding region runs from base 1 to 3384 and encodes 1127 amino acids. Gene Ontology annotation, biological process: phospholipid biosynthetic process. The record is from RefSeq and is a predicted model, not a curated record.